Arabidopsis lyrata subsp. lyrata is the source of this 826-nucleotide messenger RNA. RefSeq names its product SKP1-like protein 18. NCBI's taxonomy places the organism in Eukaryota, Viridiplantae, Streptophyta, Magnoliopsida, Brassicales, Brassicaceae. Gene Ontology annotation, cellular component: nucleus; cytoplasm. The record is from RefSeq and is a predicted model, not a curated record. The transcript has a single exon. Gene Ontology annotation, molecular function: cullin family protein binding. The coding region runs from base 65 to 607 and encodes 180 amino acids. Gene Ontology annotation, biological process: SCF-dependent proteasomal ubiquitin-dependent protein catabolic process.
UACGUUUUUUAAUGACCGGCUUGUGAGGGUUUUUCUUUCUGGAUUCCUCUUCUCCAUAUUAACAAUGUCUUCUUCGAAAAAGAGCUCCGACGGCAAAUCUUCCGAGAUAGAGGAAGCGGUGGCGAGUCUAACCAUGCCUUUUAACAAGAUUUUGUUGACGAGUUCCGAUGGCGAGUCUUUCGAGAUCGACGAAGCGGUGGCGCGUAAGUUUCAGAUCAUAGCGCACAUGAUCGAAGAUGACUGCGCCGGCAAAGCAAUUCCGAUUGACAACGUCACCGGAGAUAUCCUCUCUAAGAUAAUCGAGUACGCGAAGAAGCACGUCGUUGAACCUGAUGAAGACGAAGACGAGGAGGCGAAGAAGAAGCUGGAUUCGUGGGACGCUAAGUUCGUGGAAAAGCUAGAUCUGGAGACGAUCUUCAAAAUCAUUCUCGCUGCCAACUACCUAAACUUCGAAGGACUUCUCGGUUUCGCUAGCCAGACGGUUGCUGAUUACAUCAAGGACAAAACUCCGGAGGAAGUUCGAGAGAUCUUCAACAUCGAGAACGAUUUCACACCUGAAGAAGAAGAAGCGAUUCGUAAGGAGAACGCUUGGACUUUUAAUGGUUGAUUUAACCUUUCUUAGAUUCGUUUCGAAAUUGCAGGAUUUAGGGUUUUUCUUUUUUAUUUUCCCCUUUUAGAUUUCGUGAAUGGUUUCAUCUUUUCGGUUUCGACUUGGUCUCAAGUAAUUUUAGUACUGAGAGAUUGAUUGACCAAUGUUGUUCUGAUUCGAUUCACGAUCCUGUUCAAAACCCUAAUCUUAAAAAUCAGUGCUUUUUCUUUUGUUCUU